Molecule: messenger RNA, 1727 nt
Organism: Populus nigra (black poplar)
Lineage: Eukaryota; Viridiplantae; Streptophyta; Magnoliopsida; Malpighiales; Salicaceae
Exons: 5
Coding region: 222-1622 (466 amino acids)
Source: RefSeq, a predicted model, not a curated record
UCUUACACGUUUUACUUGAACAAACGACUGUCUGUCAGGCUGACCUUCUUUGUAUUAUUGACUCUCUUUCUUGGGAAGAAGAAUACAGAUAAAAUCUUUGCCACUUGCCCAGCAGAAGAGAGCCGAUAAAGAAUAUUGUCAUUCUGGUGUAUAAAUUCAAAAGGCAAGGGACUGAUUAAAAUUCAAACUUUUGGCCAAGUGACUUCUGGUAUCUGGGCAAUAUGGUACAUUCUUUUCGAGCCUGCUUGCUUUUGUUUGCAAUACUAAUACUGGCAUCUAAUCUAUCUUAUACACGAGCUUCUAUGAAAGGUGGUUAUAAGAUCAAAUCUGCCACUUUCCUAUCACCAAAAUUUGUGUUGGGACCAGGAUCUGUGGAGAAUAGAUUCUAUCGCAAUGUUGACUUCCCAAAAGGUCAUAUUGGAAUCAAGAGUUUCAAUGCUGAAGUGAUUGAUGAUACUGGGAAUCCUGUCCCUCUUCACGAAACUUAUCUUCACCACUGGCUUGUUUCGAGAUACUAUCAACGGCUAGAUGUGGUUGAGACUAACCAUGAGCAGAAGUUUAAGGAAUCAGAUCGCAUUUCUGCACGUAAUAGUGGAAUAUGCCAGAAAGGUAUUCUUAAUCAGUAUUUUGGCCUGGGAUCUGAAACACGAAAAACAGCUACGCACAUUCCUGAUCCCUAUGCAAUAGAAAUUGGCAAUCCAGCUGAAAUUCCUGUUGGGUAUGAGGAGAGAUGGUUGCUUAAUGUCCAUGCAAUCGAUACACGGGGUGCUGAAGAUAGGUUGGGAUGCACUGAAUGCAGGUGUGAUCUAUACAACAUCACAGUUAGUGAAUGGGGACGCCCUUUGAGGCCAGACUAUAAAGGAGGCUUACUUUGUUGCUAUGAUCAUACACAAUGCAAGGUCAAACAAGGUUUCCAGGGUACCAGGAGGAGUCUUUACCUGCGAUACACUGUGGAAUGGGUUGAAUGGGAUAGUGACAUUAUUCCUGUUAAAAUCUUUAUAUUUGAUGUCACUGAUACUGGGAAAAGGCUAAAUGGUUCAACAGGAUUCGGUCCAGAGAAUGGUUGCCAGGUUGAAUAUGAAAUCAAGUCUUGCAGCUCCACUGAUACUGCUGUUAAUGGGUGUGUUGAUGUCAAAAGGACAAACUUUACCAUGCCAACUACUGGCUAUCUCAUCUAUGGUGUUGCCCACCAGCAUACUGGAGGAAUUGGUUCGACUCUGUAUGGGAAGGAUGGACGUGUUAUAUGUACUUCACUACCAACAUAUGGAGAAGGAAAAGAAGCGGGAAAUGAGGCAGGUUACAUUGUAGGAAUGUCCACAUGUUAUCCUGAACCAGGCUCUAUCCAGAUAACAGCUGGGGAGAAGCUAGUUCUGGAAUCCAACUACAGCAGAGAUCAAAACCACACAGGAGUUAUGGGGCUUUUCUACAUAUUGGUUGCAGACCGAACACCAAACCCCACGAGUUUGCUACACGCUCCCAUUCAUAUGCAUGUAAACAUGAAAGGAUCCACAUAUGCGGUUGCAAUUAUAGCUUUGUUCGGAAUGGCAAUAGCUGUUGCUGUCACUGUACAUUCUCGGCUAAAGAAGGGGAGAGAAGAAGGCUACCAGCCAAUGCUGGCAUAGAGUUGAAUUCGUGUUUGCAUGAUCCAUGUACUGUAUCUCCUUGUCUGAUCUUGCUUAUAAAUCAAACCGUGAACUAAGUAUAGCACUGUUUAAAUCUUUUCGUAA